Lasiosphaeria miniovina is the source of this 156-nucleotide messenger RNA. RefSeq lists its product as uncharacterized. Lineage: Eukaryota; Fungi; Ascomycota; Sordariomycetes; Sordariales; Lasiosphaeriaceae. The annotation marks the transcript as partial. The record is from RefSeq and is a predicted model, not a curated record. The transcript has a single exon.
GUCGACGAGCGGCUGGCGCGCUGCGGAACCCCGACCGCCGACGCGCAAAAGCUGCAGAACUGCCGCAUCUGGCGGGACAGGCUCAUUACCCUCAAGGAGGCGUACGACCAGGAGACGCCAACCGACUUUCGCCAGUGGUGGCGUAAUGCCUCCUAG